CAGCAGCCGCUGUCUACUGAGCAACGACUGUAUGCCAGGCUUCUGUCCGAAAGGAGGAGGGCCAGAGAUGGAUGACUAUAUGGAGACACUGAAGGAUGAGGAGGAUGCCUUGUGGGAGAAUGUGGAGUGCAAUCGGCACAUGCUGAGUCGCUACAUCAACCCAGCCAAGCUCACCCCAUACCUGCGCCAGUGUAAGGUCAUCGAUGAGCAGGAUGAAGACGAAGUGCUCAAUGCACCCAUGUUGCCUUCCAAGAUCAACCGGGCAGGCCGACUGUUGGACAUUCUACAUACCAAGGGCCAAAGGGGCUACGUGGUCUUCUUGGAGAGCCUGGAAUUUUACUACCCGGAACUGUACAAACUGGUGACUGGAAAGGAGCCUACCCGGAGAUUCUCUACCAUUGUGGUGGAGGAGGGCCACGAGGGCCUCACGCACUUCCUCAUGAACGAGGUCAUCAAGCUGCAGCAGCAGAUGAAGGCCAAGGACCUACAGCGGUGCGAGCUCCUGGCCAAGUCGCGACAGCUGGAGGACGAGAAGAAGCAGCUGACGCUGACUCGAGUGGAGCUGCUGACCUUCCAGGAGCGGUACUACAAGAUGAAGGAGGAGCGCGACAGCUACAACGACGAGCUGGUCAAGGUGAAGGAUGACAACUACAACUUGGCCAUGCGCUACGCCCAGCUCAGUGAAGAAAAGAACAUGGCGGUCAUGAGGAGCCGAGACCUCCAGCUCGAGAUUGACCAACUAAAGCAUCGGUUGAAUAAGAUGGAGGAGGAGUGCAAGCUGGAGAGGAACCAGUCUCUGAAACUCAAGAAUGACAUUGAGAAUCGUCCCAAGAGGGAGCAAGUUCUGGAGCUGGAGCGGGAGAAUGAGAUGCUAAAGACCAAAAUCCAGGAGCUGCAGUCCAUCAUCCAGGCCGGGAAGCGCAGCCUGCCGGACUCGGACAAGGCCAUCUUGGACAUCCUGGAGCAUGACCGCAAGGAGGCUCUGGAGGACCGGCAGGAGCUCGUCAACAAGAUCUACAACCUGCAGGAGGAGGUCCGCCAGGCAGAGGAGCUACGGGACAAGUACCUGGAGGAGAAGGAGGACCUGGAGCUCAAGUGCUCGACGCUGGGCAAGGACUGUGAGAUGUACAAGCACCGCAUGAAUACGGUCAUGCUGCAGCUGGAGGAGGUGGAGCGCGAGCGGGACCAGGCCUUCCAUUCCCGGGAUGAAGCGCAGACCCAGUACUCACAGUGCUUAAUCGAAAAGGACAAGUACAGGAAGCAGAUCCGAGAGCUGGAGGAGAAGAACGAUGAGAUGAGGAUUGAGAUGGUCCGGCGGGAAGCCUGCAUCGUCAACCUGGAGAGCAAGCUCCGGCGUCUCUCCAAGGACAGCAACAGCCUGGACCAGAGUCUGCCCAGGAACCUGCCGGUGGCCAUCUCUCAGAACUUCGGGGACGCCAGCCCCAGGACCAACGGGCAGGAAGCUGACGACUCGUCCACGUCGGAGGAGUCCCCGGAAGACAGCAGAUACUUCCUGCCCUACCACCCCCCCAAGCGCAGGAUGAAUCUGAAGGGCAUCCAGCUGCAGAGAGCCAAAUCCCCCAUCAGCCUGAAGCGAACCUCAGAUUUCCAAGGGAGAGGCCAUGAAGAAGAAGGCAUGGACGCCAGCCCCAGCUCCUCCAGAUCCCUGCCCAUCACCAACUCCUUCUCCAAGAUGCAACCCCACCGAAGCCGCUCCAGCAUCAUGUCCAUCACGGCCGAGCCCCCCGGAAACGACUCUAUCCUCAGGCGCUACAAGGAAGACGCGCCUCACCGCAGCACAGUCGAGGAAGACAAUGACAGUGGCGGGUUCGAUGUCUUGGACUUUGACGACGACAGUCACGAUCGCUGCUCCUUCGGACCCCCGUCCGUCCACUCCUCCUCCUCUUCCCACCAGUCCGAGGGUCUGGACGCCUAUGACCUGGAGCAAGUCAACCUCAUGUUUAGAAAGUUCUCUCUAGAAAGGCCCUUCCGGCCGUCUGUCACGUCCGUGGGGCACGUGCGGGGUCCCGGGCCCUCGGUGCAGCACACCACGCUGAACGGCGACAGCCUCAUCUCACAGCUCACCCUGCUCGGGGGCAACGCGCGAGGGAGCUUCGUCCACACGGUCAAGCCGGGCUCCCUGGCCGAGAAGGCUGGCCUCCGCGAGGGCCACCAGCUGCUGCUGCUGGAGGGCUGCAUCAAGGGCGAGCGGCAGAGCGUCCCGUUGGACACGUGCACAAAGGAGGAGGUGCACUGGACCAUCCAGAGAUGCAGCGGCCCCAUCACACUGCACUAUAAGGUCAACCAGGAAGGGUACCGGAAGCUGCUGAAGGACAUGGAGGAGGGCCUGAUCACCUCGGGGGACUCCUUCUACAUCCGGCUGAACCUGAACAUCUCCAGCCAGCUGGAUGCCUGCUCCCUGUCCCUGAAGUGUGAUGACGUUGUGCAUGUCCGCGACACCAUGUACCAGGACAGGCAUGAGUGGCUGUGCGCGCGGGUCGACCCUUUCACGGACCACGACCUGGACGCGGGCACCAUACCCAGCUACAGCCGAGCCCAGCAACUCCUCCUGGUCAAGCUGCAACGUCUGAUGCACAGGGGCAGCCGAGAGGAGGCGGACACCACCCACCACACCCUGAGGGCGCUCCGGAACACCCUGCAGCCCGAAGAGCCACUUUCCACCAGUGACCCCCGGGUCAGUCCCCGUCUCUCUCGAGCAAGUUUCCUUUUUGGCCAACUCCUUCAGUUUGUCAGCAGGUCUGAGAACAAGUACAAGAGAAUGAACAGCAAUGAGCGAGUCCGUAUUGUCUCGGGGAGCCCACUGGGAAGCCUGGCCCGGACGUCCCUGGAUGCCACCAAACUCUUGACUGAGAAGCAGGAAGAGCUGGACCCCGAGAGUGAGCUCAGCAAGAACCUCAGCCUGAUCCCCUACAGCCUGGUGCGUGCCUUCCACUGUGAGCGCCGCCGGCCCGUCCUCUUCACGCCCACCAUGCUGGCCAAGGUGCUGGUCCAGAAGCUGCUCAACUCGGGGGGCGCGAUGGAGUUCACCAUGUGCAAGCCAGAUGUUGUCACUAGAGAUGAGUUCCUCAGGAAGCAGAAGAUGGAGACCAUCAUCUACUCCCGAGAGAAGAACCCCAACACUUUCGAAUGCAUUGUUCCCGCCAACAUUGAAGCUGUGGCCGCCAAGGACAAACACUGUCUGCUGGAGGCUGGAAUCAGCUGCACCAGAGACUUGAUCAAGUCCAGGAUCUACCCCAUCGUGCUCUUCAUUCGGGUGUCGGAGAAGAACAGCAAGAGGUUCAGGAAGAUGCUGCCGCGGCCCGAGACGGAGGAGGAAUUCCUGCGGCUGUGCCGGCUGAAGGAGAAGGAGCUAGAAGCCUUACCCUGCCUGUACUCCACGGUGGAAGCCGACAUGUGGGGCAGCGUGGAGGAGCUGCUCCGUGUCCUCAAAGACAAGAUCAGCGAGGAGCAGCGCAAGACCGUCUGGGUGGAUGAGGACCAGCUGUGAGGCGGGCCCCUGGAGUCUGAGCGCAGCUCCCAGGGGUGUCCGGACCCCAGCGGGCAGUGCUGUGGGGGCGAGGGGGCUCCGUCCACCCCGUUAUGGGGACCCCCACCCCCAGCGAGCCCUGGGGCAGACGCAGCUGCAGGGACAGACACUCUCCGGUGGGA
Molecule: messenger RNA, 3669 nt
Organism: Neomonachus schauinslandi (Hawaiian monk seal)
Lineage: Eukaryota; Metazoa; Chordata; Mammalia; Carnivora; Phocidae
Gene: CARD11
Product: caspase recruitment domain family member 11
Exons: 24
Coding region: 32-3508 (1158 amino acids)
Biological process (GO): regulation of apoptotic process; positive regulation of canonical NF-kappaB signal transduction
Molecular function (GO): protein binding
Source: RefSeq, a predicted model, not a curated record